AUGCGGGAGGAUAAACUUCGAAUUCCCUUGACUCAGGGUUGUCAACUGGACUACACUGGACAUAUUCCAGUGUUGUGCCACUGGACUACUGGACAUAGUAAUUUAAUAAGUCCAAUAUGGUCCAGUCCAGUGGCUAAAGGCACUGGACAUAGUAAAAGUGACAACCCUGAUUCUGGUCAUUCAAAUGAUGUAGCUAAACUCCAAUAG
Messenger RNA from Dentiscutata erythropus, 207 nucleotides. NCBI's taxonomy places the organism in Eukaryota, Fungi, Glomeromycota, Glomeromycetes, Diversisporales, Gigasporaceae. The record is from the annotation of a GenBank genome assembly.